CCGUGACUGUGAAACAGGCCCCAACUAAAUCACAGAAAAUCCUAUUACUUCUCCCUUACACCACCCAAAAACUCCAAGCAAGAAAAUGUCUACUGUCAAGGUCAACGGAGCUAAGAACGGCGGCGAACGUGUUGUCCUCCCUGCUGGACAAGCUGCUUCCAAGUACUAUCCCGCUACUCGUGAGGCUGUCCGCAAGACCGUCCGCAAGGCUGUCAGACCCACGAAGCUUCGUCCCUCUUUGACCCCCGGUACCGUGUGCAUUGUUUUGGCUGGAAGAUUCCGUGGAAAGCGUGUCGUUGUUCUCGGUCAAUUGGAGGACACUCUCGUCAUCACUGGUCCUUACAAGAUCAACGGUGUCCCCCUCCGCCGUGUCAACCACCGCUACGUCAUCGCCACCUCGGCUCCCAAGAUUGACGUUUCUGGUGUCCCUGUUGAGAAGUUCACCAAGGCCUACUUUGCUAAGCAAAAGGCCAAGGGCCCCGUCAAGAAGGAUGAGGCUUUCUUCGCCGAGAGCGCCCCCAAGAAGGCCCUCCCUGCUGAGCGCAUCGCUGACCAAAAGGCCGUUGAUGCUAAGCUCUUGGCUUCCAUCAAGUCUAUCCCCAACAUGAAGGAGUAUCUUGCUGCUUCCUUCGCCCUCUCUAGCGGUGACCGCCCUCACUUGAUGAAGUUUUAGAUCAGUAGGCAAAUAAACGUUGCGUUGGCGUAGUAUGGCGAAAAACUGUGCGACUAAGGUUGAGCGGGGUUCAGGGGUGCGACGAA
This is a messenger RNA of Schizosaccharomyces japonicus yFS275, 759 nucleotides long. RefSeq names its product 60S ribosomal protein L6. Gene Ontology annotation, cellular component: preribosome; ribosome. Gene Ontology annotation, molecular function: structural constituent of ribosome. The transcript has a single exon. Bases 86 to 673 code for a protein of 195 amino acids. The record is from RefSeq and is a predicted model, not a curated record. Gene Ontology annotation, biological process: translation. NCBI's taxonomy places the organism in Eukaryota, Fungi, Ascomycota, Schizosaccharomycetes, Schizosaccharomycetales, Schizosaccharomycetaceae.